UUGUUCUCUGUAAUCGAUUGGUUUCGCCUUUCUGUUCCUCACACGUGUGUGUGUGUGUGUUUUGGAGGAAAAGAAAGAUGGCUGCGCCCUCGAGUGAAGUGCAACUUGUUCCUGCCAAAAAGCCCCCAGCUCGAGGACCACGGCGGGUAGCCAAUCAAAUUCCAAAUGAAAUCCUCCAAGACCCUGAGUUACAGGAGGCAAUCAAAGCCCUGCCUGCGAAUUACAACUUUGAGAUCCACAAGACAGUUUGGCGAGUGAGACAAGCAAAAUCUAAGAGAGUUGCUUUGCAGCUUCCAGAGGGCCUGCAAAUGUUUGCCUGCAUCAUCAGUGACAUCAUUGAACGGUUCACAGAUGCAGAUACAUUUGUGAUGGGGGAUGUGACGUACGGCGCCUGCUGUGUGGAUGACUUCACUGCUCGAGCCCUGGGAGCAGAUUUCAUGGUGCACUAUGGCCACAGUUGCCUAAUCCCCAUAGACUCGACUGCAGGUAUCAAGAUGCUGUAUGUGUUUGUGGAUAUCCAGAUGGACAAUGCACACUUCCUGGACACAAUCAAGUUCAACUUCUCUCCUGGACAGUCUCUUGCACUCGUCAGCACUAUUCAGUUUGUGGCGGCGCUGCAGGCUGUGAGUGCAGCCCUCAAGACAGAGUAUGAUGUGCAUGUCCCACAGUGUCGCCCUCUGUCACCGGGAGAAAUUUUAGGCUGCACCUCCCCUCGCUUGGAGCGCCAUGUCAAUGCCAUUGUUUAUCUUGGAGAUGGAAGAUUUCACCUGGAAUCAAUCAUGAUUGCAAACCCAGACAUUCCUGCCUACAGAUACGACCCCUACAGUAAGGUGUUCUCCAGGGAAUACUACGACCACGAGGCCAUGCGCGCUAUAAGGCUCCAGGCUAUUGACAAGGCUCGACUGGCCCAGAGAUGGGGACUGAUCUUGGGCACGCUUGGCCGACAGGGCAGCCCUAAAGUCCUGGAGCACCUGGAGUCAAAGCUCCAGUCCUUGGGCAAGUCCUUCACUCGAGUGCUUCUCUCGGAGAUCUUUCCCAGCAAACUGGCUCUGAUACCAGAUGUAGAUGCGUGGGUUCAGAUCGCUUGUCCACGCCUUUCUAUCGACUGGGGCACUGCCUUCUCCAAACCCCUUCUCUCUCCAUAUGAGGCAGCUGUUGCUUUGCAAGAGGUGGGCUGGAAGGAGGUCUACCCCAUGGACUUCUACUCCAAUCAGAGCCUGGGUCCGUGGGCACCUAACCACCCUGACAACCAACCUGUGAGGCCUGCUCGUAGACAGACCCAGAAAAAAGGCUCGGAGCCAGCCAUUCCUGCCAAGCACUGUGAGCAGAACCAGUGCGCCCCCUGUGGCUGCCAAGGGGAAUGACACGCUAACAAGCAGAGAGAAGUCAGACCAGAAGAGGAACAAUUGGAAUUUGAGUCAGUCUAACUUCAGAGGAGUUUUCAGCCUCUUUUUCAAAUAGAUUUUCUGCCGAUAUGAUGAGCAGUUGAGAUGCGACCUGACCCUGUUUUGCUUUCUUCUUUUUGUGGUGAAAUUGUGAAGACAGUAAAUCAGAAAUGAAACCUU
This is a messenger RNA of Haplochromis burtoni (Burton's mouthbrooder), 1565 nucleotides long. RefSeq names its product diphthamide biosynthesis 1 (gene dph1). Gene Ontology annotation, molecular function: 2-(3-amino-3-carboxypropyl)histidine synthase activity. The transcript has 12 exons. Lineage: Eukaryota; Metazoa; Chordata; Actinopteri; Cichliformes; Cichlidae. The coding region runs from base 78 to 1364 and encodes 428 amino acids. Gene Ontology annotation, biological process: protein histidyl modification to diphthamide. The record is from RefSeq and is a predicted model, not a curated record.